GAUAAAUGGAAGCUGUUCCUGCAUUGUGACUCGGUCUGCAUUGCACAAGGUACCACACGUUUAACUCACGGGGACACAUCAAGAUCAAUAAUUUGAAUUACAUAGCACCUUGGAUUUAAAUUUUGGAUAUUGAUUACUACUCCAAUUUGUCUCAUAUUAGAUACUCUAUAACUAUGCCAGACGACCACAUUCCUGUGCAUGAAGAAUAUGUAUAUUGUUGUGGAGCUGUAACCAAAGUCUUGAAGUUUGGCCCAUGGACUGACCUUCAUGAAACGAAAGGAGCAAACUCACCAAAACUCUUAUUUUUGGUCAUUCCUGGUAACCCAGGUAUUGUUGGGUUUUACAGGACAUUUAUGCAGUCCCUUUAUUAUGGUUUACAUGAAAAAUAUCCAGUUUGGGCAGUCAGCCAUGCUGGUCACUGUGCGCCACCAAGAGGAAUGGACAUGACUUAUGGUGACCAGAUAGAAGACAUCUUUGGGCUUAAUGGACAAAUCGAGCACAAACUUUCAUUUGUAAAGAGGAACGUGCCAGCUGAUAUGAAGCUUGUGUUGAUUGGCCAUUCCAUUGGUUGUUAUAUCAUAUUGGAAAUGAUGAAGGCAACCAAAGAUAUCAAGGUUGUCCAGUCCAUUCUACUGUUUCCAACAAUUGAACGAAUGUCUCAGACGCCCCAAGGCAAAAUCAUGACACCAUUUCUGUGCAGUCUGCGCUACAUUGUAUAUAUGCCGCUUUUCCUGCUCUCCUUUCUACCAGAAAGCUUGAAAGCUGCGGUGGUGAGAUUUGCUAUGUGGGGAAUAAAAUCUGUUGAUGAAUCUUCACUGACUGCAGCACUAGAUCUUUUUAGAAUUGAAUGUACAGCAAAUGCCAUGUAUAUGGGCAGUCAAGAGAUGGUGAUGGUACAGAAGAGAGACAAUGACACUAUCAUGGAACAUUUAAAUAAGCUAAUUUUUUACUAUGGAGCCACAGACAACUGGUGUCCAGUCCAAUAUUAUGAAGACAUCAGGAAGGAGUUUCCUGAAGGCAAUAUCUGGCUUUGUGAGAAAGGAAUCAGACAUGCCUUUGUUCUCGACUCCAGCAAAGAAGUAGCUUCCAUCAUCAUACAGUGGUUAAACGAGAGAUCAAGCUUUUGAAGAGUAAACUGGAUUGCAAAUAUUUUCUAGAUCUGUAACUUUUUAUCAUAUAGUAACUCAGUAUUAUUUAGCUCCAACACUCUAGAUUAUACAGUGACAUUUUUUUAUGUAGUUUUAGAUGUCAUACACAUUGAAUUACAGCUUUUCAGUUCAACACACUUGACUUCCUGCCAUUAAAAUGUUGGCCGCAUAUUAGGACCAAAGUGUCUCUAAAGAAAUAUGCAAGCUAUACAUUCAGUGGACGGCUUUGUGAAGGUGAAUAUAACUUAAAGAAAAAACUAACUAUGUGGGGAAAUGUGCUGCUAACCUCUAUAUUUGUCUAUAAUAUAUACAUUACUAGAUACGAUUUGUAUAAACUAUUCAAAGCUCCAUGAACAUUACAAUUUUAUUUCUGUAGCAAGCAAGUGAAACCUAUCGUUUCAAACAAAAAAAGGCAAAUAUUUUCAGCUACUAAACAUGAAUUUUUAGUUACAAAACCAUGAGGAAACGCUCCAAGGCUUAUCAUAAUCGCUCUGAAGGGGGGUGCUAACAUUGGACAGUAACGUCCGAAAAUACUCAGUACAUUUGAAUUGAGUGGCCAGAAUAGUAAUGAGAGCAUUUCAAUCUAUAAACAUAUCCCUGCAAAUAUUAAAGUGUCAUUACUUUAGAUGUAUUGUUGAAUAUAGUCUAUUGUGGGCUCCAUCCAUUGAAAUUAUUCUACUGGUUUAUUAUCAGAAUUUAGUCAAAUGUAAACAGAGAACAGUUCCCCCAAAACAAUUUUUUAUUUCUGCCAAUAGCUACAGCUGUUGACUCCCACAGCGGGUCACUAAUGUGCUCCAAACGUCAGUGCUUUAGGGAAAAACUCUCCUGUUUUUCAGUUCAACAAAACGUAAUAAAAAAAAAUGUGGACGUCCAACUUGGAAGAAGAAACAUAUUGUAGUGGUUUGUUUCAAAAACCGAACCAAGAGAGAACACCUUAAUAAACAUCAUUGACUUUCA
This is a messenger RNA of Bombina bombina (fire-bellied toad), 2105 nucleotides long. It is a transcript of the gene LDAH, whose product is annotated as lipid droplet associated hydrolase. Gene Ontology annotation, cellular component: lipid droplet. Bases 174 to 1127 code for a protein of 317 amino acids. The transcript has 8 exons. The record is from RefSeq and is a predicted model, not a curated record. Gene Ontology annotation, biological process: lipid storage. Gene Ontology annotation, molecular function: lipase activity. Lineage: Eukaryota; Metazoa; Chordata; Amphibia; Anura; Bombinatoridae.